AUGGCGUCUCGAAGUCUCCAUCCAUUGCCUGCGCCUCUUUCCGAGCUGCCAAAAUACAUCGCUCAGCACCCGGGACAGCACAUUGGCGACAUCAUUGAUCCGUAUCGUCGCUAUGAGGCGCAAUUGCGGACUCUUUACGCCCAGAGCCCCGAGGAUCCUCUCCUCAAAGACCCCUACCUCAAUGCGCUGCCGCUCUUUGCCGAUGGAAAUGGCGUCCCAGUCGCAACCCGGGCCAGAGACUUGGCUUCUGAAUCGGAAGAGGAGAAGGCAAAGUACAUCAUGCCUCUUCCAGACGAGAAACGGCGGCCGCACGGCUCUCCUGCUACAGUGGCCGACAUGGCAGAAUUCCAAAACAGCUUCAACAUCUUCUCAGAACUCUCGCUUUCAGACAUGAACUGGGACAACGUGGUCGCGGCAGGGUCGUCUGUCGUCAACUGUCUUCUGCCUGUGCCAGAGCCUUUCAAGCAGACAAAGCGAACUCUGCGAGAGUAUUACCAUGAGAAGUUCUGCCCGGCCUCGGAUGUCGACUUGUUCCUUUACGGCCUGAGCCAUGACCAGGCUAUUGAGAAGAUCAAGCAAAUUGAACGCGCUAUCAAGGAUGCUCUCUUGUACGAAGUCACCGUCGUACGGACGAAAUAUGCGAUAACUAUCGCCAGCCAAUAUCCAGUCCGCCACAUACAGAUUGUUUUGCGAGUCUACAAGAGUCUCAGUGAGAUCCUGACUGGCUUUGACAUUGAUGCCGCGGGGGGCGCGUAUGACGGAAGACAAGUCUAUGUCACUCCUCGAGCUCUUGCUAGCUUCAUUACGCAGGUUAACCAUAUCGACCUCACGCGACGCAGUCCUUCCUACGAAAACCGUUUGUCCAAGUACUCACAUCGCAAUUUCGAGAUUUACUGGCCUGAUCUAGACCGUUCGCGUGUUGACCCCACAAUCUUUGAGAGGAAUUUUAAGAGAACCCUUGGUCUUGCUCGCCUUCUGGUUCUCGAGCGGUUGCCCACAAGGUCAUCGAGGGAUGAGUAUUUAGACAGAAGGCGCGAGGAGCGAGGAAGACCAGCCAUCAACCGCGGAUACAUCUUCCAAAUGGGAGGAAACAUCAAGGACGAUCAUGAAGACGAGGUCGCAGAGUGGGAUUACGAGCAAGAAGCUAGUAGCUAUACCACCUUCACGGUACCUUACGGGAAAAGGUAUACUGCUAAACGCAUAGAGAAGCUUUGCUACACUCGCGACCUGCUGCUCAAUGCCGAGUGGAAUCAAAAGAAGGACGACCGCCGCAAGGUUCACCUCCAUCGGCAUCCCGCCUUCUUUGGUCGAGUGAAGGAUGUGGUUGAGGAUUGCUGCGGUUCCUGCCCUAGACCAACCACUGAUGAGGAGAUCGAGGUUGCGGACAAGGAAUCGAAACGAUAUGUCUCUGGCAAGAUGGAUUUCAUUGUUGAUGAUCCCGGAAGACAGGAGAUUGGAUCAUUCAAUCCAUUAACGGAACAAGACUGGACUGAUAUGGCCUAUGUCGGAAACACAGCCCGCCUCUGCCAAUCGAUCGUUGAUGGCGAUCUCGAUGAGGUCAAGGACUGGUUGUCUCAAGAUGGAGUGGGCGUUAACCAGAGGGAUCAUACAGGCCGCACACCACUUCAGCUAGCUGUUGUUUCAUCCACGCCAGAGAUUGUGCAGUGCCUGGUUGACAGCGGCGCCCGCAUGAUUUCUCGGCUCGCCGACGGUAGGACCGCACUACAUCUGGCGGCUUCUCGUGGCAGUUUGGAAAUCAUAAAAAUCCUCAUGGAGAAGAGUCUUCAAAAUGAACGAGCAGAAGAAGAGAGGAAGGAUAAGCAAGCCGCAACUAGAAAGAACGGCACGCCCAUGGCCAAAGACGCUGCCGAGUCUGAUAUCGAACUAGUUGAUGAGCCGAGCAGCGAUGAUGAUGAGUCUAUGGCGACUGCAUCCUUCGUCAAGAUCCGAAAUGACGAGGAUGAACACAAAGAUUUGGACGGGUCUGCGGAAGACCCGGACAUUUUUAACAUCGAUGUGCUGGCGUGGGAUGUUCCUUGCUCCCCGCUGCAUCUGGCCAUCGUUGCUGGACACGAGGAAGCGGUUAAGAUGCUCUGCGACUAUAAUGCAGAUUCUAUUCUGCCAGUGAAAUUCUUCGAUCGCUACAAUAAUGAGCAGGGCACCGCGCUCCUGACCUUGACACUGGCGUUGACGCUUCCUUCAGCGAAGGCCAAGUCUAUGGCUCAGCUGCUCUGUACCUUGGGAGCCACAUCUUCCCAGGCGGAGAGCAAUGGAACGACGGCAUUUCAUCGAUAUGUGGCGAGCGGUCAGAAGGAUAUGGUAGAUACACUGCUAGAAGCGGACCCCUCAGGCGUCAAGAGAGCUAUCAACCACUUUGUCAUCACUGGUCCUAUAUGGAACAAGGUUACUAUUUCGGCGUUGCACUCUGCCAUUGAACAAGGCGACUCAGUUCUUACCCUCAAGCUUUUAAACAUGGGAGCUCAGCCCACCAUCAAGUUUGAAACGUGGCUUAAAUCUGCCAAGUUUUCACCAGCAAUGGCGAGCUCUCUCGGCGAUCUGGGGCGAAGUAAAAAUCUCUUCCGAUCAAAAGUCCAUCAACCACUGCUCUGCGCGAUAUACAAUGGCCAGCCAAUUAUUGCGAUGCAACUGUUAGAGUCAGGGGUGAACCCAAACACUCUAACCACCGAAACCGAGGAUUUUCUUAUUCGCGAGCCUAGGCGACCCUAUUCCACGGGCGGCAGUGCACUAGAUGUCGUGGACACUCUUCUUGAUCAGAUAAAUCAAAAAUUACAAAUACCAAACUUUUUCAAAAAGCCUAUCGAACCACCUAAGGGCACUAAGAACACGGACGCGUGUCUUAGCAAGUACACCCCAGGAACUUACCAGCAUUGGGUUGUGUCGGAGCAAAUCAAGACACGCAAAUGGCAAUUUCUCAAGAAAAUGGAGGAAUACGAGAAGAAAAUGGCCCAGGCCGCAUCUGAAAAGAACCACACCAAGGAGGAUGGGUUAAGAGAUAUCAAAUUGGCAUACGAGAACCUCAGGGACUUACUGAAAUCCAAGGGAGCUAAGCCCUUUGCCGAGCUUCGCCCUGAUCUGCAAGGCCCAGAAAACGACCUAGGGUACAGACCAACAAAAUGGUAUAGCCCCCCAGAAGAAGAGGAGAAGGAUUUCGAUUGGGAAUUUUGCUUUUAUGGCGACCAGGACAUUACGGACGCGAGGAAGGCAGGCUACCUCAAUUUGAUGGAGGCCGCGUGGGCCGGCGAUGUCGAACGUAUGAGAGCUCUGACCCUCCACCCCUGGGGCCCCAACGAAGACCAACCCCCGCUCAAGAUGUCCGUAAACGAUGGCCAGCGGAAUAAUGCAUUUUCUCUUGCGUUCCUCCGAGGUCACUAUGAAGCAGCCAAGGUUGUUCUAGAGAUUAUGAAAUCGCAGUGGGCUCCACAGGAACAACCUAAGAUGCAAUAUAAGAUGAGGGAAGAUGGAGAGGACGACGAGGAUGAUGAAAUGGGCGAGGGUGAAACCGGGCUUCAAAUCGUUGGUGAGAAGGCCGAUGGAAAAUCGACAAUCGACGACAUCGGAGUUGCUUCGAUGGUUGUCACCUCCACGACUAAACCGCACUGGAUGAUCUAUUAUCACGUGCCUCGUUUCAUCAUGAUGGAUGGCCAGGCUGAGGGAUUCGAUAAUGGUACUCUUUUCCAGCACUGCUUCAACCACGAUGAUCGCCACGGGAUGCAAUUUCUGAUUGAUCAAGCUCAGUACUGGGUGUCUCAAAACUAUGAUUCCGCAAGAGUUGGUGCUGGCGAUAAGGAGGAUGAAGAGAUGAAAGAACCAGAACAAAAAGGUGAUGAGGAAGACAACGAUGCUGCGGAAGAGGGAGAUCCGCGCGGCGUAUUCCGGUUCCCUGAAGCUGAUCUGAAGUACGGAAUCAGGAAUGGAAAGACUGAGUUACUCGGGCUUGUCAUUGCGCAGACUGGAGCUGGUGUGCCGCUGGAGACUCUCGUCAGGGAACUCGAUUUGAAGGAAAAGAAGAAGCCCAAAUACUACCAAGGACUGACUGUCUACGGGAAGAAAAGAUCGGAUUGGGCCAACGCCGGUCGACAAACGGUGGCUGAAUCAAGAUGCGGAUUGAGUUGCAGCCCAUUGCAGUAUGCUGCCCGUUCCGGAUCGAUCGAAAGUGUCAGGUACUUCCUCAGUGAAAGGCCGUACCAACUCCAUUCGGAUUUUGGAGGCUCAAGUCUUGCGAGCAGAGAUCCGUGUAUUCGGCUUUUGAACAAGGUUCCUGACGGCUACAACCGUGCUGUAUCGAAGUGGCUUAAAAGUGACCGCGACUCCGUCAUGCACGAUGCUAUAGAGUGCUCGGAUCCAGAGAAGUCAGAGAAACUAGUCAAGUUUCUAAUUGAUGUUUGUCCCGAUGUUCUGGAGAAGAGAUCCUCAAACGGUUACACCCCAUUGAUGUCUGCUUGUUGGAAUCGAAAUGCUCAAAUCAUGAAGAUUCUUAUCGAGGCAAACGUGGACCAAUCUGUACGCCUCGACACUGGACACAAUAUCUUGCACGUUGCUCUGGGCAGGGAGCAGGAUGUCGACACCCUGCGCCAGAUUUUUGACCUCAUUGAUCCAACCUUGCGGGCACAUCUCUUCCAACAGCGGAGGAGAUUGACACAUGGUGGUACUGCACCCAUUCAUUCCUGGAUCUCCUUGGUCUGCGGCCAAGGCGGUAAUAGCGAAUAUGAUUAUUCACAGCGCCGAUUUAAGGCCUACCACGGAAAGUGGAAGGACCUUGCCCAGAUUCUUAACCUCCUGCUCGAAUACUCCAACGGCGAAGGACUGGAGCUUCUCAAUGGUGCCGGGGACACUCCUCUCCAUACGGCUAUAAUGUACCGUCAUAUUAUUGUCGCUAGAGUUCUCAUUCAGUUCAAGCCUGAACUUCUCUACCGUGAGAACGCCGUCGGUCGUACACCCGCUGAGAUAGCAUACGACAAUCUAACGGCAUCUCAGCUGGUCAUGCCAAAGACCUUAGAUCUGGGUUAUACGAAUACUUUGAUUACCCACAUCAUACGGCGCAUGGAAACCUCUCAGAAUGGCCGCGCCGAAGAUCUGUACAGCACCAAUGCGGCAGCCAGGCUUAGUGAGGCUGGUCUCAGUGGCGAAUACAAGCCAGAGAUGGUGGAGAAGAUUUUGACAGCCGCGGGUCUGAACGAAAAUGAUAAAGACCUCGACAUUGGCAGUGGUCUUACAGAGAGGAUAAUAUGGGACCUCUGCAGCACUGCCAUGAGGAACCACCCUCAUCCUCGUCGGCUUGUGUCGCUGAACGAGGCAAACGAUGUUGCGCGCAGGCUGAGUGAGGAGCAUGAUAUCCAGAGAUAUUGCAGCGAUCGGCCCAGCAGCGAUGAUGCCAAUCCUGAGUAA
Messenger RNA from Clonostachys rhizophaga, 5406 nucleotides. The record is from the annotation of a GenBank genome assembly. Lineage: Eukaryota; Fungi; Ascomycota; Sordariomycetes; Hypocreales; Bionectriaceae.